CUUGCUUCUUCUCAUAUUUUUAUGCCUGCACCGUUCCAACUCUCUGCUAAGCUGUACACAUUUGGUUGCCGUCGCCUUGGUCUACUGAGGAAUCGCCACCCCUCCAUCUGCACCCCUGCCGAGCGCCCGCUAUUGCCAGGGCAGCCCCGCCAUCGCCUCGGUCGCCGCGACGUACACACUGCAACGCGCCUUAGCUGCCAGCACUCUCUCUACACUGUCGCUGCAUAUAUAAGGCCUCACGUGCCCUAGCAGUAUAGUCCUUUCAUCACCAGGCUCUGCGAUUGCCACUCGACGAACCUACCCUGCUCUACAUUCGCUUUUCGACGACCCCCGCUUGAUCAUCGACCAAGCUCCAUACAAGCUUCACUCGGCCACAGUACACAACCACCACAGCACGCGAAGAUGACCUCCAGCGCAGCAGGGCUACUGGCCCGCCAGCUCAAGCAAAUGCAAAACGACAAGAGCAUAUCAGGCAUAAGUUGUGGCCUGGUAGAAAACAAUGUCUUCGAGUGGGAAGUCAUGCUCAUGAUCGACGACGACACAAAGUUCUAUGGGGGUGGCUUCUUUCGCGCACGGCUGAACUUCCCAUCCGAGUACCCAAUGCUGCCACCCAAGAUGCGCUUCGAGACACCAAUUUUCCACCCAAACAUCUACCAGAACGGCGAAGUCUGCAUCUCGAUCUUGCACCCGCCCGAAGAAGACAAAUACGGCUACGAGUCCGCCGCAGAGCGCUGGUCACCCGUCCAGACCCCGGAGACAAUCCUUCUUUCUGUCAUAUCUAUGCUCUCAAGCCCGAACGACGAGUCGCCGGCAAACGUCGAGGCCGCAGCGCUGUGGCGAGAGAACACACCCGAGUUCAAGAAGCGCGUCAGAAAGUGUGUACGAGAUAGCUUGGAGUUCGAGUAGACGGUGGAGUAGGAGACGUGGAUCAAAAAGGUCGAUCAGGGCAAGGGGCUGGGGUUACAGAGCUGAAAGACGAACACUAUGGCAUCUCCCACUACUUGAUCAUUUAGGCGUGCAUGGUGGGACUUGAGGCAUGGUUUGCUUAGCGUACAAUGCAUUUAAGAUGCCUCUUAUUCUGGUGGCUCGCUAACGGUGUGCAAAGACCCAUCAGAAAUGUCGAACAGCUCCUGAGCUUGCAUACAUGUCGCCUUGAAGUCCAG
Didymella exigua CBS 183.55 is the source of this 1163-nucleotide messenger RNA. Its product is annotated as ubiquitin-conjugating enzyme E2 15. The transcript is spliced from 3 exons. NCBI's taxonomy places the organism in Eukaryota, Fungi, Ascomycota, Dothideomycetes, Pleosporales, Didymellaceae. The record is from RefSeq and is a predicted model, not a curated record. Bases 403 to 906 code for a protein of 167 amino acids. Gene Ontology annotation, cellular component: endoplasmic reticulum; cytosol.